Molecule: messenger RNA, 4224 nt
Organism: Paramuricea clavata
Lineage: Eukaryota; Metazoa; Cnidaria; Anthozoa; Malacalcyonacea; Plexauridae
Source: the annotation of a GenBank genome assembly
AUGUACAAUCUGAAAGAAAUCACAGCAUCUUCAACUUUAGCCACAAGUGAAUGUGUGCGUGGAACUUCUGAUACAGAUAUCAUUCAGGUGAAUGACCAAUUUGGGAUACAUUUCUUCAAACUAAUUAUAGAACACUUGCCAUCAUGUGCCACAUGUUUUCCUAAUCAGGGUUCGUCACAUCCAGUUAAUGCCUUUACUGUUUUGAUGACAGCAGCUAGAGAUGCCAACUAUUCUAAAAGAUCCAAAAACAAGCAUGGAAAAACUAAAUAACGAAGUACUCAGGUUCUUUGAAGAGAAAGAAUGCAAUUUUCCAACGAAUGCGGGGGUUCGAGCCACUUCCUUUGUCUCCAAGUUGGUCGACUUGCUCUAUUAUGUCGAUGGUCACUACAAUAAGAUUGAGUCUGUUAUAUCCAUAUCAACAAAGGUACCCACAGUCUUUAAAACACGGUUUUCUGGUUUUAACUGUCCUGAAAAACACAAACACAGGAAAAGAAAUCUCAGCAAUCUCUCUGAGCAGAAGUUAGAGAAGUACACAAUUCAGAUGCGUGAAGUAAUUCAAGGGCAACAAUACUUGAAUGAAAUGCCUUGGGCUGAAGUGAAAACACAAAUACUCAGCCUUGUUGAAGUCUUGGUACUGUCCAUCAUGGUUUAUUGGACCUUGAUAAAAAACUUUCAAAAGCAGAACAAUUUGUUCCAGUUUGUGUGUGUACAGGAGUUUCUACCUACAUGUAACCGCUAAUUACUUAGUUGAAGAGCUUUGUGAUAAUGGCUUGUCACAAAAGUGUGUACACUAUAUUCACCAUGUAGGUGGAAAUAAGUCAAGUUUGCACUUUAUUUGGACAGCAGAAGACCAAGAAGAGGGAGAAAUGAUCAACAGAUGUUCUCAAGUGAUACGUAAAAUUGAAUCAGAAGUCCCUGUGUACGAAAAGGUGCAUUACUAAGAAGAGAUUUAUGGAAUCCUUUGGGUUUGUUGGUGAAUCUGUUGCACUUAGGGCUAUCUUCAAAGAUUUAACAGGAGACAAGUCUGCACCAAACACUUUAUCAGAAAAGGAAAUUGAUAACCGAUUCUCUCAUGCUAUGCUGUGUGAAGAUGCAGGGAUUGUUGUUGACUUGCAUCACUUGCCUCCAACUACGAAGGAUUCAUACCAUGAUUUCUUUGCAGAGACAGAACGCUAUCUAUCUGAGGAUGUUGGUGUUGCUUGUCAUAUGAGCAAAGACUUGGUCAGCAGUUGUACCUAGCAAAAGCUGUCAGUUUAAAGGAUUUGCAUCAGUGUGUGAAGGAAAGAGUUCCCAAGGGGACAAAUAUACCUUCUGUAAAGUGGUUGAGGUACCAGUUCCAGCCACUAAACCCACGAGCAAAUACAGCUAAGUAUUACAAGGGCAAGAUGAACAUAAAAAUUAUGGUCCAGAAAAGACAGGUGAGCUUCAUAUCUAUUUAAUCAUAUUUAAUAACUAUUAAAUAAUGCCAAAAAGUGUGUUGUUACUUAACUUUACGGGAAUACUGAGUUGCGGUGUGUGUGAAUAGGGUGUUACACAAACUUAUAAUUUCAUGCGUUUUAACAUUAUUUGUUUAUAUAGAUUCGUGCAAACCAUGUUGAUGCCCACUACUGUGCUGUUGCAUGGUGAUAUAUGCGAGAGUUUGCUAUACAGCAAAGAGAGCUUGUUACUCUUGUGUCAAUGGAUGACAAGCAUAAAGUUAAGGUGGGGGAACUGUCAUACCCACUGGCAGCAGCAGAGCGUGGGAAGCAAGUGAUUGUCGGACCCAACCAAGUCAUGUCUGUUGGGGAUCAUGAUUUCUCUAAAGCUACUUUAACACCUUCUAUGAACUUACUGCUAAGCUAAUAUUUGUGUCAAAUCUAAAAUCAGGAACUAAGCUUUGUCUUGAAGCAAACUGCUUGGAUUUAAGAUGUGUACCAUGUCACCAAACUAGAGUAGCAAUAUGAUUUCUAUGUGGUAUUUACAUUAUAUGUACUGCAACUUGUCUCGAACACUAGAGUUUUGCUAUAUUUGUUAUCUUCCAGAUCGACAUUCCAGACAGCAUUCUUGGUAACUUUUACCUUGGUGAUGUAUAUGUUGGGAUCAAAGACAGUGUGUUACAACCUUCAUCUCCUGUAAGGCAUGCGUGUGAGCUGAAAGAGAUUUUGAAAUUGCAUGGAGGUAUUAAAUAAAGUAGUUGUGAUAGUAUUCUUUCCUUAUUGAUUGGCAGGAACAUAACUAGAUGAUUUUUAUCUACAGAAAAUUAUACUUCUAGACAUUACCAAACCAAGUAUUUUGUCUUUCAGAUGUACCUCCAAUACUGCUGAUAUAUACAGAUGAUGGUCCUGAUCAUCGUAGCACAUACAUGUCUGUGAAGCUGUCUAUGAUAGCUUUGUUCAUUGAGCUAGAUUUGGAUGAACUGGUUGCACUGCAAACUGCCCCAAGCAAUUCCUGGGCAAAUCCGGUAGAAUGUAUUAUGAGCAUUGUCAACAUUGGGCUUCAAGGCAUUGGCAUUAUGAGAAAGAAAGGAAGUGAUGACUUUGAGAAAGUCCAUUUGCUGUAUUUUGUACCUCUAUAUAUUUGGCAUGUCAGGCAGGACAACAUAAUACUAUUUCCACAUAUAUAAUUAUAUAUUGUUUUUGCUUUGUAAGUAUUACAAUAUUUACUUUUUCUAUAUAGCUAAAGCUAAUAACAUGAAGGAAGUCAGGGCGAAGUUGGCAACUGAUAAUCUCAAACAGGAGUGGCAUGAUUCAGUAGAAACUCCUACAGACAUGUUAAAUUGCCAGAUGAAAAGACUCAGCUUGAAAGACAGACAAUUCAAUACAUUUUCAGCAGCUGAAGAUGCCAACAUUGACGAGCUUUGGAAGAAUUGUUUAAGGAUAGAAGGAGAAUUACAUGUACUGUAUUGAAUUGCAUUUAUUGUACAAUACAUUAUUCGAUUUCCUAAACAUAACAAUCAUAUAAUGCAUCUACAGUUAAUGUACUUUUUUUGCCUUACAGAGAUAUCACCUGACUGCCAAAGAUGUGAAGAAGUUUGACAAACUAUCUAAAUUUCUGAGUCAUUGCUGCAUAGAGGGGCAUUACUGCUUCCAAGUGAAGAAAUGUGGACUUGCCAACUGUACUAUUUGCAGGUAAAUAAAAUCUUCCAAAAUUCAUAUUCGUUGCAGUUUGCAUGCACCUAAUUCUACUGUAUAAAUUAUAAUUACUGUAACAUAAUCUUGUUGUAGUCCUGAAGAACUAAAAACAAUGUAUCAUAUUGCUUUGGUUUUAGAUCCCUUCAUGAUGAAAGAACCAGACUUGUUGGCACUUUGCUUUUUCCGGUGUUGGAUGAUGAUGAUCACUACAAGCCAUUCGCUAAUGUGUAUAAAACUGAGACACAUGAUGUAUGAAGCAUUAUUCAUAUUUCUUUUUAAUUUUGCGUUUCUUAUCUGUUUUAAUUUUAUCUUGUGUUGAAUCUAGAUGUUAAAUCCCUUACGAAAAAAGUCUAUAGGUGGCCUAUAGGAAAUAUUCCAAUUCCCGAUAGAAGCCUUUAGGCAUCUAUAGAGCUCUAUAGGAUUAUAGGCAUCCCUGUAGGUCACCUAUAGAAAAUGUUCCAAUUGCCUAUAAAAACCUAUAGGUUUCCAAUAGGAACCUAUAGGUUGGCCUAUAGGCCAGGCCUAUAGCCCGGCCAGGCCUAUAGAAUUUUUUUGCAAGGGAAUGUCCAAGUAUCAAAAUUUAAAUCCAUGGCCACAUCAUUUUCUUUCAGGAAAGACCAAGCAUGACCAACAGACCGAAGUUAAAGAGGAAGAAGAUUCCCUUCACACCCUCUGUCCAACAUUGCAAGAACACAGACACUAUGGUUCAAAUGUGCUGAAUGUGACAAAUGGAGGCUUGUAUUUUCAAAGAAGAAACUCACACAGCAUCAAAGAAAACAGUUGGCUGAAGUCCUGGAGGAUGUAGAGUAUACUUGUGGAUUUCAGUUUGGUAUGUGGAUAAUUUUCUGCAGUUGAUUACUGCAUAUUAAAAUACCUGUAUUACCAAAUAUAUUCAUGUUUUCAGUGUUUGUGUAUCCUUCCAGAUGAUGUUAUCAUGCCAACCGGAUUCCAAGUAUGUGUCAAAGACCACGAUUGCAAUGACCAUAUUGAAAAAUUGUACUACUCAUGUGGAUAUGAGGCAUGCUGCAUUCAUUGUGGGGAAUAUGUCCAUGGCAUCGAAGAUGAUCACUUCUGUAUGCCAGGAGAACCAAUUCCCAAGAGGGGAGCACUUUAA